Messenger RNA from Zeugodacus cucurbitae (melon fly), 14705 nucleotides. RefSeq names its product mucin-19. The transcript has 7 exons. Lineage: Eukaryota; Metazoa; Arthropoda; Insecta; Diptera; Tephritidae. The coding region runs from base 735 to 11840 and encodes 3701 amino acids. The record is from RefSeq and is a predicted model, not a curated record. Gene Ontology annotation, molecular function: protein binding.
GAGACUCCGAGUCUCUUUGAAUUAAAUGAAGCGGUGGUGUCAACAACAUCCAACAGCCCACAGCGCUGGUCGUCGCAACUAGCCAAACUAGCAAUUUUCAGUUUCAAUUUUUGCUUAUUUAAAAGUACACACAAAUCAUCUAUAUGAUUUCUGCUGAACGAAAAAAUAUCAAUUUCCAAAAAACAGCAGUUAAUUAAAAACUAACCUACGCGAAUAGCAAGCAAAUAAACGAGAAUUUUGCGAAAUUUUUGAAAAUUUCAAAAUCGUUUUUUUACGAAAAAAAAAAAAAAAAAUAAAUAAGCAAACAGUGACUGCGUUAGUGCUAAAGCUUUUUGGGCAGUUAAAUAAUUUUUGAAAAAUUACUGCAAAAGAAUUUUUGUGCGAAACAAAAAUUUCCGCAAAGAAAAUCGCAAAAGUGUUGUGUCAAAUCAAGUGCUGACCAGUGUGCUCGAACAACUGCCGAAGGACUAUUACCUAAAAGCAGCAAACACUGGAAAUGGAUUAAUUUUAAAACUAAGUGAGAAGUUCAACAUCAUUUUAUAAGUAAAUGUAAAAUAAAUAUUUGGAACUUUUUUUUUACGAAAAACCGUAUUUUUAGACAAUCCUUGCGGUUUUUUAACCCAAGUGUAAUAUAUCAUAGUGUUAUCUGCCUGAAAAGUGUUGAAAAUAAUUUGUGUUGGAAAAGCUACAAAAUAAACUAAAAACUUUUUAACUGAAGUCGUGUGUUAUUUUUUAUGAAAAAGCACACAGGCGCCUUGAGUACGAGCAAAUUCAAAUCAGCAAGUGAAAAAGGAUAUUGCAAGAUGACCAGAAAAGGUUCGAGUCCACUGGGGCUCGACAUGUUGGCUGUCUCAGUGGCAGUGGCAUUCAUAUUAUUGCCAUUGUUAGCACAAGCCGCUCCCCUACAAGAUGCAACUGAAAUCCAACAAUACACAGAAGGCUGUUACUACAAUUACAAUCACUACAAUGAAGGCGAUAGAAUAUUGACGAAUGAACCCUGCCUGAAUUGUACCUGCCACAAUAAGAUGCUCAUGUGUUAUCUGCGUGUCUGCCCGUUCACGAAACCAAUCGGUCACGAUUGUAUUGUGGAGAAGCGUGAGGAUCAGUGCUGUCCGAUUAUCACAUGUCCCGAGGUACCAGUUGAUAUUGCGCAUCAUGCACCCGAACCAGGCACUGAACUUAGCAUUCCCGAGAAAUAUGGCUGCAGCAUCGAUAGCAAAUUCUACCCAGAGGGCGCACAAGUACCAUCGAAUCCGAAUAAGCCCUGCGAGCUGUGUUAUUGCAUCAAGAAUCGCACUUCGUGUCUAAUGCAAGAAUGUACUUUACAUAUUGACGGUUGCACGCCCAUCUACAAUAAGGGUUCAUGCUGUCCCGUGCGUUACAAUUGCGAUCACGAGAAUGACAUUUUGGAAUUGGAGGAUCACUCGUCGACCACAUCCACCACCACCACGGAACGUCCAACGCCUGGUUUCAUACUCACCACCACCAUGUCGCCUUCGGUCACCACCGAUUGUGUACACAAUGGCGAAGUUUAUGCCGAUGGCGCGUCCAUCACUGGCAAGAGCGCUUGCGAACAUUGCUACUGUAUGCGCGGAGAUAUCGUUUGUGCUGUACAAGAAUGUGAAAUGCCAAUGUUGGCUAGCAAUGGCAAGAGUUGCCGUGCAUUACCACCAGCCGAAGGUGAGUGCUGUCCCAGCAAUUAUGUCUGCGAAGAUGACUCAGCCACAACGGAAGCCUAUGAGAUCACAACGCUGCCUUACGCUAAGGACGAGGAAGCAGUUACUACCAUUGCCGACAAGGAUCUACAUGGCGCUAUUCCAGCGGAGGAUAUCGAAUUGCAACAACACAUUGAUGAAGAUGAAGAAGAAAAGGUGUCGACGGAUAAACCCGAAAUUGAAGCCGAACAACCAGUGGAAGGAAAACCUGCCGAUCAAGUUACUACUUCAACUCCUGAUGUGGCAGCAAUUGGUGCCACCGAAACAGCGGUAACCGAAGCAUCCGAAGAAGCACAAAAGGAAGAAGCUAUUGAAGGUAUUGAGGGUGUUACCACCGUCAAGUCGGAAGUUUCAACUGAAGCUACCGUGGAAGAACAGAAGACAGAAGAGGAAUCGACAAGUACUGAGGCUGCUGAACACGAAUACGGCACAACAGCUGGACCUGAUGGCACUAAACGCAUUGGCAUUGAUAUUGACGAGCAUGCCGAUGCUACCGCUGAGCCAGGCGCCGAAGAAGAGUUGACUACAGUGCCAAGUAUACACGAUGAACAUAAGCCAACAGUUGCAUUCGAUGAAAGGAUUGAUAUUGGAACAGGCGAUGAGGCAGCAACAACUGUUCAACCAGCAAUUGCUGAAAUACCAACAACUGUGUCUACACCAACGAAAUCUGAUGAAGAAUCCAGUGAAGCUGCAAGCGCUGAGACUGUCGAAAGUGAGGAAUCAACAGAAACAUCUGAAGAAGCUACUGCUGCACAUGAGAAACCAACCACAUUGCGGCCCACGGCUGAGAAGGAAAGUGAUGAAGAAUCUGCAGAAGUUGUUGAACUCGAAGCAACCACUAAACAACCGCAACCUGCCGUCGAGAAAGAAAGCUCCGAAGAAUCUACAGAAGCUGUCGAACAAGAAGCAACCACUAAACAACCGCAACCCGCCGUCGAGAAAGAAAGUGCUGAAGAAUCUACAGAAGCUGUGGAACACGAAGCAACCACUAAACAACCACAAUCUGCCGUUGAGAAGGAAAGUGCUGAAGAAUCUACAGAAGCUGUGGAAGAAGAGGCAACUACUAGACAACCCAUCGUUGUGGUAUCUGAAGAAGAGCAAGCACAACCCACCAGUACCGAAGUUAGUAAGGAAAGCGGCGAUGAAUCCACCGAGUCGGCUGAAGCUGAGGUAUCAACACAACAUUCCGCUGAAGUCGCUAGUUCAGAAGAGGAAGCACCCGAUAUGCAAUUGCCAGCUGUUAUACCAGGUGAAGGUGACUGUUUGGUCGGCCACAGGACAUACGAAAAUAAUACAAUCAUACCAACCGCCGACGACUGUGAUAUCUCUUGUAAAUGUAUUAGCAGCAUUGUUGUCUGCCAGAAGGUUGAGUGCGAUAUCCCAGCAGAUAUUAGCAAGUGUGUCAUCGAUCAAGCCCGCUCUACUAAAUGUUGUCCCGCAUACACCUGUGAACCACAAGAAACAACAGCAACUACCGCGCCCAUUGUAUCAGACGAAGAACAACCAACAGUUGCUCCCAUCUCAGAUAUUGACAUACCUGUUGCUCCUACUGAACAGCCAAUGUCUCAUGUCAAGGAAGAAGAAGAGCCAGAGGUUGUAGAAAGUACAGCCGCACCAGAAAUUGAACAAUCCGCAUCGAUUACCGAAAGUGGUGGAGAAAUUGAAAAGGCAACCACUGCAGCUACUCUUCACGACACAGCGGAAGACGUUAGCGAGGCAGCACCUAUUGUACCUGCUGGUGAAACUGAAGCAGAGAAGACUACAGCCGCUCCAAUUGCGGAUAUUGAACACGUUGAAACUGCUACAGGUGUUCCAUCUGAAGAAAUUGAAAAGCCUACUGCUGCCCCAGCUGCUGAGGAAAGCGAUAAGGUUACUGCUGUGCCUGAACAGGAAGGAGGUGUUCCAUCUGUUGAAGAAUCAUCUGAAAUUUCUGAAAUUGAAAAGGCUACAGCUGCCCCAGCUGCUGAGGAAGGUGAUAAGGUUACUGCUGUGCCUGAACAGGAAGGAGGUGUUCCAUCGGUUGAACAAACUUCUGAAAUUACUGAACUUGAAAAGACUACAGCUGCUCCUACUGCUGAGGAAGUUGAAAAGGUUACUGCUCUUCCUGAACAGGAAGGAGGAGUGCCAUCUGUUGAAGAAUCAUCUGAAAUUUCUGAAAUUGAAAAGGCUACAGCUGCCCCAGCUGCUGAGGAAAGUGAUAAGGUUACUGCUGUGCCUGAACAGGAAGGAGGUGUUCCAUCGGUUGAAGAAUCAUCUGAAAUUACUGAACUUGAAAAGACUACAGCUGCUCCUACUGCUGAGGAAGUUGAAAAGGUUACUGCUCUUCCUGAACAGGAAGGAGGAGUGCCAUCUGUUGAAGAAUCAUCUGAAAUUCCUGAAGUUACUGAAAUUGAAAAGGCAACAGCUGUACCUGCUGUAUCUGAAGAAGAACCAAUUUCGGAAGACGAAAAGGCGACAGAAUCACCGGUAUCUGAGGAAGUUGAGAAGUCAACAACACGACCUGCAUUCGAUGAAGGUGAAAAGGUGGAAGUUUCUGAACAGGAAGAAGGAACUACCGUUGCUGCAAUUGAAAAGGUUACACCAACAUCUAGUUUGGAAACGGAAAGUGAAGAAGAAGAAGAAACAGUUACGGAUGGUGGUAUUGCAAAGGUUACUGUCAGCCCCGUCGUUGAGGAAGUUGAAAGAUCUACAGUCUCUCCUGUUGCUGAAGCGCCAGAAAAGGUCACUAUUGCACCUAUUGCCGGAGAAAGUGAGGAAGUCACUACAGUACCAGAAGUCGAAGAUAUUGAGAAGGUUACUUCUGCUUCGGUUGAUGAAAGCCCCGAAAUCACAGCUGCACAUGCUGCUGAGGAACAAGGAAAACCAACUACAGCUCCAGCAGUUGAAGAUAUAUCAGAAGAUACUACUCCAUCUUCCGCUGAGGAAGGACCAAGCGUUACUGCUACUCCAACUGCGACCGAAGAAAAAGAAGCCGCAUCGGAAUCUGAACAUAUUGACGAGGGUACUCCUGCUCCUGGUGUUGAAGGCAUUGAAAAGAUUACUACUGCCCCUAUUUCUGAAGAUGAAGAAAAGGAAACUGAACAUAUUACCGUUGCUCCAGCAAGCGAGGAAAUUGAGAAGACAACUAGUGCUCCAGCUUCUGAAGAGCCUGAGAAAGCUAUUAGUGGAGAAUCUGAAGAACCCGCUGUUACUACCGUCGAUGAAGAAGGCGAGAAGGUUACUAUUGCUCCUGGCGUUGAAGAAUUUGAAAAGGUUACUGCUGCGCCUAGUAUCGAUGAAGAAGGGCAUUAUACACCAGCCUCUGAAGAACCUGAAAAGGCAAUUGGGGAAGAAGUUACUCCUGUUGCCGAAGAGGGCGAGAAGGCCACUCCUGCUCCUGGCGUUGAAGGCAUUGAAAAUAUUACUGUUGCUCCUAUUUCUGGCGAUGAAGAUAAGGAAACUGAACAUGUUACCGUUGCACCAGCAAGCGAUGAAAUUGAGAAGACAACUAGUGUUCCUGCCGCUGAAGAACCCGAGGCCAUUAGUGAAGAAGUUGAGGAGUCUUCUGCUACACCUGUUGACGAAGAGGGCGAGAAGGUCACUUCUGCUCCUGCUGUAGAAGAUAUUGAAAAGAUUACUGCAGCGCCUAUACCAAGCGAAGAAGAGAAGGAAACUGAACAUAUUACCAUUGCUCCAGCAAGCUAUGAUAUUAAGAAGACAACUAGUGCUCCUGCUGCAGAAGAACCCGAGAAGGUUAUUAGUGAAGAAGAAGAGGAAGCUACUACUGGCCCAGUUGACGAAGAUGUCGAAAAGGUCACUCCCACUUUUGUUGAUCAAGAGAUUGAAAAGGUUACUUCAGCUCCUGGUGUCGAAGAUGAAAAGAAGGAGGAGAUUGAAAAGACAACUAGUGCCCCUAUUGCAGAGGAAGGCGAAAGAACUACGACUACUCCUACUAUUGAAGAUGUGGAGAAGAUCAUCUCUGAAACUAGUACUGGUGUCCCUGCUGUUCCUACCUCCGAAGAAGAAAAGGAAGAAUCUUCUGCUCCUGCUGCUGAUGAAAUAGAAAAGACAACAUCUGCUCCUCUGGGCGAAGGCUUAGAAAAGGUUACAGCUGAACCUAGUGCCGAUGAAGGUGAGAAUAUUGGCGCUACUCCAACUGCCGAAGAUAUUGAGAAAACAACUGUUGCUCCUAUUGCGGAAGAAGCCGAGAAAGCUACCGCUGCUCCAGUUGCCGAAGAUGAAGCUGAAAAGGUUCCCAAAGCACCUGUUGCAGAGAGCGAAGCCACUUCUGCUCCUGACACCGAAAGUGUUGAGGAAGGCGAGAAGGCCACUGCUGCCCCUGAAGCCGAAGUUUCUCACGAAGCUACUGCAGCUCCUGAAACCGAAACUGUUGACAAAGUUACUGGAGCUCCUGAAGAAGCUGAAGGAAGUGGAGAGGUUACAACUGAAGGUGAAAGCAUUGAGGAAGGCGAGAAGGUCACUGCUGCUCCUGAAAUUCCAGUUUCUCACGAUGCUACUGUUGCUCCUGAAACCGAAACUGUUGAAAAAGUUACUACAGCUCCCGAAGAAGCUGAAGGAAGUGGAGAGGUUACAACUGAAGGUGAAAGCAUUGAGGAAGGCGAGAAGGUCACUGCUGCUCCUGAAAUCCCAGUUUCUCACGAUGCUACUGUGGCUCCUGCCACCGAAACUGUUGACAAAGUUACUGCAGCUCCUGAAGAAACUGAAGGAAGUGGAGAGGUUACUUCUGAAGGUGAAAGCAUUGAGGAAGGCGAGAAAGUCACUGCUGCUCCUGAAAUCCCAGUUUCUCACGAUGCUACUGUUGCUCCUGAAACCGAAACUGUUGACAAAGUUACUGCAGCUCCUGAAGAAACUGAAGGAAGUGGAGAGGUUACUUCUGAAGGUGAAAGCAUUGAGGAAGGCGAGAAAGUCACUGCUGCUCCUGAAAUCCCAGUUUCUCACGAUGCUACUGUUGCUCCUGAAACCGAAACUGUUGACAAAGUUACUGCAGCUCCUGAAGAAGCUGAAGGAAGUGGAGAGGUUACAACUGAAGGUGAAAGCGUUGAGGAAGGCGAGAAAGCCACUGCUGCUCCUGAAAUUCCAGUUUCUCACGAUGUUACUGUGGCUCCUCAAACUGAAGCGGGUGGCAAAGAUACUGCAGCUCCUGAAGAAGCUGAAGGAAGUGGAGAGGUUACUUCUGAGGGUGAAAGCGUUGAGGAAGGCGAGAAAGUCACUGCUGCUCCAGAAAUCCCAGUUUCUCACGAUGCUACUGUGGCUCCUCACACUGAAGCUGGCGACAAAGCUACUGCAGCUCCUGAAGAAGCUGAAGGAAGUGGAGAAGUUACAACUGAAAGUGAAAGCAUUGAGGAAGGCGAGAAGGUCACUGCUGCUCCUGAAAUCGAAGUUUCUCACGACGCUACUGUGGCUCCUCAAACUGAAGAAGCUGAGGGAGCUCAAGAAGCUGAAAUCACUACUGGUACUGGUAUCGAAGAGACUGAGAAAUCGACUGCUGCUCCUGGACACGAAGAGAGUGAAGUUCUUGAAAUCGAGGAAGCAGAGAGAACUACUGCUUCUCCUGAAAUUGAAGGUGUUGAUAGAGUCACAGCUACUCCUGCAAUCAAAGAAACUGAAAAGGUUACCGUUGCUGAAGGAAUUGAAAAGGUCACUGCCACUCCUGAAGUCGAAGACAUUGAAAAAGCUACUAUCGCGCCUGAAAGCGAAGAAGCUGAUAAGAUCUCUGUUACACCUAGCAGCGAGGUAUCUGAAAAGGCAACAGUUGCUCCUGGUGUCGGAGAAGAUGAAUUUGUGGAAGGUAUUACUCCUGCUCCUGCCCUUGAUAUCGAAGGAAUUGAAAAGGUUACUGCCGCACCGAUUGCAGAAGAAGCCGAGAAGGAAGACUUUGAAAGAACUACCAUUACGCCCGCUGUUGAACCAGCAAUUAAAGUUACUGAGCCAACUGUUGAACAGCCUGAAGGAGUUACUUCUGCUCCUGAAGUUCAAAGUGUUGACCAAAUUUCACAAGAUGAACAAGUCACGUCCGUUCCCGCGGUCGAUGAAGAAUUCGAGAAGGCUACUGCUGCUCCUGGUGUGGACGCUGGAAUCGGUUUCGAUGACACCAAGAAAGAAACAGAUGGUUCUGAAAUUCAUAGAGCAGAUCAAUACACUACUGUUGCUCCAACUCAAGAAGAAGGCGAAAGUGUUACUAGCGCUCCUCGCUUGGAUUUGGACGUCGAAGAAGGUGCCGAGCAACCUAUUGUACCAGCUGUACCAGAUACAAAUGUUACUCCAGCCCCAGCUGUAGUAGCUGAUUUGGAAUCAGUAGAAGAGAGCGAUACAUCAGUAGAAUCAGAAGAAGAGAGCACAACUGAGCACAAGGUACAACAUAUUGGAGAGUUCGUUACGGAGCAUAUCUUGCAUAGCACUACUGAAAGUGCACUUAAACCUAUUGAACCAUCUAAGGACGAGUUGGAAGCUUCUGGUGAAGAAGGAGAAGAUAUUGAAGAUAUAACCAUUGAACCCGCUUUGAAACCACAAUUCGUUGGCGCAGACAUGGUUGCAGUCACAGACAAGUCUACAGAGGAAAGCACAACGAAACCUGACCUCACAGAGGAAACUCAACCUUCGACUGAUGAGGAGAAACAAUCUUCUACAACUAAACCUGAACAAGAAGCUCAAGAAGUAGAACAACCUGCGACAGCUAAGCCUGAAGUCGAGUCAGAGAUCUCUGCAACAGCUGCACCUGAAAUUGAAUCUGAAGAAGAAAAACAACCUGCCACAGUGGUUCCUGUAGUUGAAUCUGUAGAAGAGGAACAACCAGCGACCGCUAAGCCUGAGGUUGAAUCUAACAUUCCCGCAACAGCUGCUCCUGCCACUGAAUCCGAAGAAGAAAUACAAUAUGCUACAGUGGCUCCUGGAGUUGAGUCUGUAGAAGAGGAACAACCAGCGACAGCUAAGCCCGCAGUAGAAUCUGGAAACGCUGCAACAGCUGCUCCUGAAGCCGGAUCUGAUGAAGACAAACAACCUGCUACAUUGACUCCUGGAGUUGAAUCUGUAGAAGACGAACAACCCGCAACAGCUAAGCCUGCAGCAGAAUCUGAGAUCGCCGCAACAGCUGCUCCUGAAGCCGAAUCUGAUGAACAAAAACAAUCUACAACAGCUAAACCUGAAAUCGAAGCCGAAGAAGAGGAACAACCAGCGACAGCCAAACCUCAGGUCGAAUCUGAUGAGGAAGAGAACCUAGCAACAGCUGCUCCUGCCACAGGAUCUGAAAAAGAAACACAACCUGCUACAGCUAAACCUGAAAUCGAAGAAGAGGAACAACCAGCAACCGCUAAGCCUUCAGUCGAGUCUGAGCUCUCUGCAACAGCUGCUCCUGAAAUUGAAUCUGAAGAAGAAAAACAACCUGCGACUGUGGCUCCUGGAGCUGAAUCCGUAGAAGAGGAACAACCAGCGACCGCUAAGCCUGCAGUUGAAUCCGAGAUUCCCGCAACAGCUGUCCCGGAAGUCGAAUCCGAAGAAGAACAACAACCUGGUACAGUGGCUCCUGGAGUUGAAUCUGUAGAAGAGGAACAACCAGCGACAACUAAACCUCAAGUCGAAUUUGAUGAAGAAGAGAUCUCAGCAACAGCCGCUCCUGCCACUGAAUCUGAAGAGGAAAAACAACCUGCAGCAGCUAAACCUGAAAUUGUAUAUGAAGAAGAGGAACAACCAGCUACAGCUAAACCUCAGGUCGAAUCCGAUGAAGAAAAGAUCACGGUAACAGCUGCUCCAGCCACAGAAUCUGAAGAAGAAAAACAACCUGCUACAGCUGAACCUGAAAUUGAAUCUGAAGAAGAAAAACAACCUGCGACAGUGGCUCCUGGAGCUGAAUCUGAAGAAGAGGAACAACCAGCGACCGCUAAGCCUGCAGUUGAAUCUGAGAUUCCCGCAACAGCUGUUCCGGAAGUCGAAUCCGAAGAAGACAAACAACCUGCUACAGUGGCUCCUGGAGUUGAAUCUGUAGAAGAGGAACAACCAGCGACAGCUAAACCACAGGUCGAAUCUGAUGAGGAAGAGAUCUCAGCAACAGCCGCUCCUGCCACUGAAUCUGAGGAGGAAAAACAACCUGCAACAGCUAAACCUGAAAUCGUAGCCGAAGAAGAGCAACAACCAGCUACAGCUAAACCUCAGGGCGAAUCUGAUGAGGAAGAAAUCUCAGCAACAGCCGCUACUGCCACAGAAUCUGAAGAAGAAAAACAACCUGCUACAGCUAAACCUGAAAUUGAAUCUGAAGAAGAGGAACAACAAGCUACAGCUAAACCUCAGGGCGAAACUGAUGAGGAAGAGAUCUCAGCAACAGCCGCUCCUGCCACAGAAUCCGAGGAAGAAAAACAACCUGUUGCAGCUAAACCUGAAAUUGAAUCUGAAGAAGAACCUGCGACAGUGGCUCCUGGAGCUGAAUCUGAAGAAGAGGAACAACCAGCGACCGCUAAGCCUGCAGUUGAAUCUGAGAUUCCCGCAACAGCUGUUCCGGAAGUCGAAUCCGAAGAAGACAAACAACCUGCUACAGUGGCUCCUGGAGUUGAAUCUGUAGAAGAGGAACAACCAGCGACAGCUAAACCACAGGUCGAAUCUGAUGAGGAAGAGAUCUCAGCAACAGCCGCUCCUGCCACUGAAUCUGAAGAGGAAAAACAACCUGCAACAGUUAAACCUGAAAUUGUAUCUGAAGAAGAGGAACAACCAGCUACAGCUAAACCUCAAGUCGAAUCUGAUGAAGAAAAGACUACGGUAACAGCUGCUCCUGCCGCCGAAUCUGAAGAAGAUAAACAAACGGCAACAGCCAAACCUCAGGUCGAAUCUGAUGAGGAAGAGUUCCCAGCAACGGCCGUUCCUGCCACCGAAUCUGAGGAAGAUCAAGAACCUGCUACAGUAAAACCAGAAAUCGAAUCCGAAGAAGAGAAACAACCAGCGACAGCUAAACCUCAAGUCGAAUCUGAUGAAGAACAGCUAACAGCAACUGCCGCUCCUGAAACUGAACCCGCAGUUGAAAAACAACCUGGCACGACCGUUCCUGAGAUCGAAUCCGAAGAGGAUGGACAAGCAGCUACAGUUAAACCUAUUGAGUCUGAAGAAGAAAAGAUUUCUGCAACAGCCGGUCCUGAAUCAGCUACAACCAAACCAGAAAGCGAACUUGAAGAGGACAAAGAAACUGUAUCUGCCACACUUGCGCCUGGAGCUGAAACCGAAGCAGAGAAGCAACCAACAACCGCUGUUGCCGAAGAACAACCAACAGCAACCGCACAGCCUGCAUACGAAACAGGAGGCGAGAAGCAACCAGCACAUGCAGAAGAGGUACCCACGAGCUCAACGGAGAAGGUCGAGACUUCUGAAGAAGAAGCUGAACUUAGCACGGAAGAGAAACAAGGCAUCACAACCGCGCAUCCACUAUUCCCACACAUUGUUACCACACUGCCAACACCAGCUAUCGACAGUCGCCUUGACGCCGCUGCCAAUACCACCGCGCAACCCGAAAUACUCACUGAAACCACAACACCAACAAAUCUCGUUGCCAGCGAUGUGCUCAUCACCACACAACCCACAAUCACACACUAUCCACCACCGGCGCCCGUCUACGGCCAAUAUCCAUCGUACAACGAUGAAUAUCCCGAUGAAGACGAAUCGGCGGUCUUCGGUCCCGGCACCUGUCGCUAUGGCGGUAAAUUGUACGUGUCCGCACAGCAAAUACCACGCGACGAUCCCUGCGAUUUCUGCUUCUGCUUCAGAAGCGACAUUAUCUGCUUGCAACAAUCUUGUCCGCCACCAAUUGCCGGCUGUCACGAGGAACCGAUCUCUGGUUUCUGUUGUCCACGUUACGAAUGUCCCGUAUCGAUGGCAGCCGUACUGAAUAUCACCACCAGUACGACAACGACCAGCACAACACUACCGCCACACUUCCUGCAUCACUCGUACGGCAGUGCGGUGCAACGCAACGGCUGUCUAAUCAACGGCCGUUCGUACAAGGUGGGCGAGAAGAUCGAAUCGACGAGCGGUCCCUGCAUCAAUUGCACUUGCGGCGGCGAUGGUAAGAUGAAAUGUGAUCCUCAGGCGUGCGUGCCCGAGCCAACGAUGCAGCAAGUGAUGGCUGUUGUGGCGACCGGCCGCAAGAGAUGAAAUAAUCGCUAGGCGCAUACAUAAAACGCUUACGCAUACAACACAGCAGAGAAGGAACACACGCACACAAACAGAAACAGAACUCAAAACAGAAACAGAAACAGAAAAACACACAAACACAAAGAAAGACUAGUGAACUUUAAUGAAUCUGCAAUCCCGGUGCCAAAACCACAAUGAAACAUUAUGGAAUUAUGGAGUAUACGUGAUGAAAAUGUUGUAGAGACGAAGGAAAAACUAUGCAGAAACAAAAAAAAAACAAACAAAAACGAACGUUUUCGAAGCGAAAAACGAUUUGGGCACGCAUACCUGCAUACAUAUCUGCGUAUGUGUUGUAUAUGUAGCUCUUUUAUUAUUUUUUAUUUUUAUUUUUUGCUUUGAAACACAUAAGAACCCUUAUUAUUAUUAUUACAUUUAGUAGGUAUAUACUAUAUUUAUAUAUAUAAAAAAUUAUUAUUUUUUUGUUUUUAAAAUUUUUGAUUUUUUUUCGAACUAGCAUACGAGCAAACAACCAGUGAUAUUGUGCUGUAUACCUAGUAUAGGUGCAAUUAACAAUUUUUGUAAUUAAGGACGCACUUACUUAAGCGAAAUUAUUCGUUUGUAAUUUGUAAUUGUAAAAAAAACAAAAAACAACAACAAACAAAGCAAGCAAACGAACCUAACGUAAUUUAUAUAAUAAUAAUAAAAAAAAAAAAAUUUAAAUAAAUUUUAGUAAUGUUUGUAACGUAGUUUUUUGUGCGUGCGCAUGCGCAGCGGCACGACGCAUAUGUGAAGAAAAAACAACAACAGUUAGACAUAUAAAAUAAAAAUUAAAAAGCAAUUCAAGAGACUCUCAUAAAAAAAACAUAUAUGCACCAACGCUUAUGCGUCGUGUGGCAUGCAAAUUGUGGCUGCCACAAAGAAUAACGUUAUGAACUGUAAAAAAACUUUGCCAUUAACUAUAUUUGUAUUCGAUAUAUAUACAUAUAUAUAUAUAUAUAUUUAAACACUAUGCUAGGCACGCACUAGCGCCUAAUUAUAGACUAUUUUUUACUAUUUUUUAUAUGCGACACUUGCAACGACCUUUUUUUGGUAAAAAUUUUUAAUUUUUUUUUAAUGUUGCUACUAGUCUUCUUAUAUUGUACGAGCAACAGCGAAGAAAAACGAAAUAAUUAUUUUUUUAAUUAAAAAUGUUUUUUUUUUUAAUUUUUUAUUGUUUUUCGAAUUUUAAAAAAUUUUAGUUUUCAAAAUUAAAAAAAUUUGAUUUUCAAAAUUUAGUUUUGGAAUUUUAAAAAAGUUUUCGAAUUUUUAAAAAUUUAGUUUUGAAAAUUUAAAAAAUUUUAGUUUUUGAAUUUUAAAAAAUUUUAGUUUUCAAAAUUAAAAAAAAUUUUAGUUUUCAAAAUUAAAAAAAAUUUAGUUUUCGAAAUUUUAAAAGUUUUAUUUUUCAAAUUUUACAAAAUUUUAAUUUUUAAAUUUUAUAAAAAAUAUUAUUUUUUAGCCUCAAAAAUCAGACUACACGCGCUUUCAAUAUUUCCUUAAUGCGUUGCUAAAGCGUAAUUUCAAAAACUAGUUUUUCCUUAACGCAUAAAAUUGCCGAGUCAUUUGAUUUUAUGCGCUUCUAGCUUGCUAACUACCCUUGACACAUGCGCACAAAUACUUUUAAGCAUAUUAAAAAUAAUAACUGUAUAUUGUAAUAAGCAUGCGGCUAGCUCACCAACAUUAAAGGCGUGGCAGUCGGAGCUAAGCGUGCAGGAGUAAAAGUUUAAGCGCGUAGGAAGCAGGAGAAACGUUUUGUAAAGUUAAAAAGCAACAUAUGAAUAAUCUAGUUUAGUCUAUACAAAAAAAAUAAUAAAUAUAAAUAAAAAUAUGAAUAAAAACAUAAAAUAUAAAAUAUAUAACACUAAUGCUCGACUGAUUGAAAAUUUUUUAAACUUAAUGUUAAACGCAUAGACUUUAAUAGAGAAAACAACAAUAAAUAUUAAUAAUAAACGCGUACGUAUGUAAGCUUAUAUGUAACUAUGUAAUUAAACACUACACACACACAUACACACACACACAGACACAAGAAACACAAUAGUAAUGCAAUUCUCUACACUAAAUGCAACGAAACCGCAAUUAAAGUAAAUAAGUAACACUAUAUAUGUGUAGUUAUGUAUAACGCACAACAACUAUAAAUAAUUAAUAUUAUACAGUGAGAAAGCACUUAGUUUUAGUGAAAAAUAGUAACUUUUUAACGCAAUUUUCAGUCACUUGAGCUUUAGCAGUGAAGUUUCCACGCGCCGCCUACCUACAUAUGUAUGUAUGUAUGUAGAACGCCGGAUAUAUUCACUUUUUUAUUCACAUAGGUUAAAGCAGCAAAAAAAUGUAUUAAAAAUAUAUAUAGUAUAUUAAUAAAAAAAAAAACAAUUAUGCAAUUAAAGUAAAAAAAGAAAGUAAAAAAAACAGCGAAUAGUUUAUAGAAAUAAAACUGCUUAGUUAUAUCUACAAUUAAAACGCAUAAAACGUAGUAUAUGCAGCAUAAAGAAAAAAAAACAAAAAUAACAAUAACUGAACUUACUACAAACAGUUAAAUAUUAUGCAACACUUGCGUGAAUAAUAAAUUAAUAACACACAACAAUAGAACACAAAUAUUAAAUAAUUGAAAAACAAACACUUAGAUUUUAUAUAAAAAGUAAAAAACUAAAGUAUAAGUAAUUCAAUAUGCAAUAUCACACACACACAUUUGUAUAAGAAAUUUGUUUUUUUAACUAUUUUCUUUUACAAUUCUUCUAAUUUUUCCAUUUUUUAUUUGCCAAUAUGUAAAUGUAGCAUAAUCUGUACAAUUCGCACUUGUCAGACAAGAAUUGGGCUUAAAUCAAUAUUAAUAUUAUAAAUAAACUAUAAAUGAAA